AUGCAAACCCCAUCCUCAAACGCACCCUCCGCCUACCCCAGCCCCUCCGUAGCGGCUCUGCAACUCCAAUACGUCGGCAACAAUGUCAAGGACGUCCAAACGCCCGCAGCGGUCAUUGACGCAGCAGUGGUGCGGAGGAAUUCGGCUGAUGAGGUUGACGUUGGAUUUCGGGCGCAUGUGAAGACGCACAAGGUAGCGUGCCUCUUCGCGAUGCUGGAAUAUCUGCUGAAGCAAGUUGCAGACGACACAAAUCGCCAAGCUCCAGGUCGGAGAGGAGGUUUCGAGGCCGGUAAAGCUCUCCUGCCGUCAGCCGUUCCACGGUUAGCCGCCGUUGCUCGCAUUCUCGGCGAGGGUACAGUCGGACUGUUCACGGACCACCCGGCUCACAUCAAGUUAUUGGACGAGGUCGACGAUGCCGCAUGGCCAGGGACCAUUCCAGUCUGGGUCAACAUCGAUGUCGGCGACCACAGAGAGGGCGUGCCGCCGGAAUCUGGCCAGCUCGCUGACGUCGCGUACGCAGUAGCUGCAUCGAAGCGUGUGCGGCUGGCAGGUGUUUACACGCACCUGGGCACGUCAUAUGGUUCCAGCAGCCCGGAUGAGGCGUUGCAGUACAUGGCCAGGGAGCUUGAAGGUCUCGAAAAGGGCGCCAUCUCCUUCCUCAAGUGCACCGGUGCGACACCCACGCAAGACGGCCAAAUUCCAAAAGUUACGCUGUCGUUGGGGGCCACGCCCACCGCCACCGCCGUGCAGAACAUAGUAGAUGGAACGGAAGGCGCUCAGAAGUACCGGGAGAUGCUGGAUCGGAUCAAGCAGUCUUUCGACCUGGAGAUACAUGCCGGCGUCUAUCCUGUCAUGGACAUGCAGCAGAUGGCCGCCAGAGCACGGCCAACACAGUCCGCGGUCAAUCCAGCGCAGAGCUUGCUGUCGUACUCUGAUCUCGGCUUCCGCCUCCUGGUCGAAGUCGCUAGCACAUAUUCAGAGCGAACUGACAAGCCCGAGGCAUUAGUUGCAGCAGGUUCGAUCGCGCUGGGACGGGAACCCUGCAAGAGCUAUCCUGGAUGGGGUGUCGUGACUCCUUGGCCGGAAAAAUCAGGAAGUCAUUACGAUCCUGAAGGCUCAAAGACAGGUUGGAUCGUAGGCUCGAUCAGCCAGGAGCAUGGCGUGCUUGCGUGGGAGGGAGCCAAAGAUUCCGUGCGCCCGCUCGAACUCGGUCAGAAGUUGAUGCUGUGGCCGAACCACGCUUGUAUCGCCGGUGCCAACCAUGGCUGGUACGUGGUUGUGGACUCCGAUAAGGCCGAUCCAAAUGUUGUCCAAGACGUCUGGCUCCGGUGGCGAGGUUGGUGA
Saxophila tyrrhenica is the source of this 1344-nucleotide messenger RNA. RefSeq lists its product as uncharacterized. Gene Ontology annotation, biological process: D-serine catabolic process. The record is from RefSeq and is a predicted model, not a curated record. NCBI's taxonomy places the organism in Eukaryota, Fungi, Ascomycota, Dothideomycetes, Mycosphaerellales, Extremaceae. Bases 1 to 1344 code for a protein of 447 amino acids. Gene Ontology annotation, molecular function: D-serine ammonia-lyase activity. The transcript has 3 exons.